AUGUCGAACGAAUUCGCCCCUAUCAGCGUCGGCCUCAUGGGCACAAUCGGUGUUGUUGGCAUCACGAUGUUUGACCUCCGUCGUCACGGCAAGGUCAGCGACAUUGUCAUGGCCGGCACCAAUGGUGGAAAGUUCCCCGAGGUUCGCGAGCACUUCAAGAAGAACAUUGGCGAUGUCUACAAGGGCCUGGACCUCAACUUCCGCGGCUUCCCGGAGGGCAACGUCCGCGACGCUGAGGCGUACAAGACGGCUCUCCGUGCGCUCCCCAAGGGUUCUGCUGUUAUCAUCUUCACGCCCGACUCGACCCACUUCCCCAUCGCAUCUGAGGCUCUCAACCUUGGCCACCACGUCAUGGUGACCAAGCCUGCUACUCAGAAGCUCGAGGACCACCAGACUCUCAUCGACCUUGCAGCCGAAAAGGGCCUCGUCUGCUGGGUUGAGCACCACAAGCGUUUCGACCCCGCCUACAAUGAUGCCCGCGCCCGUGCUCAGAACCUCGGCGACUUCAACUUUUACCAGUCGUACAUGUCGCAGCCCAAGUUCCAGCUCGAGACUUUCAAGUCGUGGGCUGGUAUCGACUCGGACAUCUCGUACUACCUCAACUCGCACCACAUCGACAUCCACUGCUGGAUGGUCGAGGGCAAGUACCGCCCCACUCGUGUGACUGCUUCCGCCUCCAAGGGCAUUGCCACUGGUAUGGGCUGCGACCCCCGCACCGAGGACACCAUCACCCUCCUCGUCGACUGGGUCAACAUCGCCGACGAGUCGAAGCGCGGCACCGCCGUCUACACUGCCUCGUGGGCCGCGCCCCUCAAGGCCGGUGUUCAUUCGAACCAGCGUUUCCACUACAUGGCAUCGGAGGGAGAGAUCGAGGUCGACCAGGCUCACCGCGGUUACAGCGUCGUCGAAGAUGCGACGGGCAAGUCGCAUUCUACAGAGUACUCGGCGGACGAAGAUGGCUUCUUCGACGCUCGUCGCGGUUACGGUUACGUUUCGCUGGAGAAGUUCAUCGACGCCGCACGCAACGUCAAUGCCGGUGUCAAGAAGGCCUCUGACUACGAGGGCAAGGGUCUCCCCACCAUCCAGGCCACUGUUCUCACCACUGCCAUUAUCCAGGCCGGUCGCAUUUCGCUGGACGAACGUCGCACCGUUGAGGUCCUUGAGGAGAACGGCAAGUACAAGCUCAAGUAA
Apiotrichum porosum is the source of this 1191-nucleotide messenger RNA. RefSeq lists its product as uncharacterized. Gene Ontology annotation, cellular component: cytoplasm. The coding region runs from base 1 to 1191 and encodes 396 amino acids. Gene Ontology annotation, molecular function: nucleotide binding; oxidoreductase activity. The record is from RefSeq and is a predicted model, not a curated record. The transcript has 6 exons. NCBI's taxonomy places the organism in Eukaryota, Fungi, Basidiomycota, Tremellomycetes, Trichosporonales, Trichosporonaceae. Gene Ontology annotation, biological process: NADPH regeneration.